UAUUCGUAUUUUGUGGUGAAGCCGAAUGCUCAUGCUCAUUGAUUGACAGAGAAUCUGUCAAUAUUGUACUUCGAUCUGAGACUUUCCCCACAUCUUCAUCUCGCGGCGAUGGGGACCACUUUGCUGCAAGAGGCGUGGGCUGUGGAAGUUGGGUCGCGCGAACCGUGGGCAGAGGACUCGAAGUUGUAUCAGCCUAUAGAAGAAACCCAAGCACAAUGCAAUGAAAAAGCGCAAUCAUUGGCCGUACAGAGUUACCUCCGCAUGUGUGGCCUCGAUCACGUUGUGGAGCAGAGACCCAACGCAGAAUUCAUAUCCCCGACGGGGAGUGUUCCAGUACUACAAUGCGGAUCCUUCGUUCUCGCUGAUCUGGAUUCGAUCGUCGGCUUUGUAGCAUCAAAGGGCAUUUGCCUGACCAGCAAUCUCUCUGCGGCCGAGAACGCCGACCACGCAGCGUAUUUUAGCCUGGUCCAGACAGUAUUCGACAACGCAGAGCUAUAUUUCUCAUGGGUUGUUCCCAACGGUUACGAAGUGACAUGGAAGCGUUAUGGCAGCGUCUAUCCCUGGCCCUUGAGUGACAUCCUGCCGUGGUCGAAGCGUCGCGCCGUAAAACGAGCAAUCAAGGACUGGGCGGACAAGCAAGAGAGAGACGUACUCGAAGAGAUCGACUCGUGUCUCUUCGCUCUAUCAGAACGCUUAGCCGAGAGAGAGUGGUUUUUCGGCUCUAAACCUACAGAAUUGGAUGCUCUGGUAUUCGGUCAUCUCUAUGUUCUGGCAGGAGAGUCCGACGGGACGCCUGGCAGCAAAGUUUCAUCGUUGAUAAGAAAGUACGAUAACCUCAUGAAUAUCUGCUCGAGAGUCAAAAACACAUAUUUCAAAGGAAGUCUGACAUAAGUUGAGAGAAUGAGGUUAGGAGUCAUUAUUGCCAUAAACAGAUAGGGAUGGGUUACCUCCACAAAA
Messenger RNA from Galendromus occidentalis (western predatory mite), 957 nucleotides. Its product is annotated as metaxin-2. The transcript has 4 exons. Gene Ontology annotation, biological process: mitochondrion organization. Gene Ontology annotation, cellular component: cytoplasm; SAM complex. Bases 109 to 891 code for a protein of 260 amino acids. The record is from RefSeq and is a predicted model, not a curated record. NCBI's taxonomy places the organism in Eukaryota, Metazoa, Arthropoda, Arachnida, Mesostigmata, Phytoseiidae.